AUGCUACUCCAUCUGAGGAGGAGCAACAGCUCCUCCUCGUCCCUCCACUUCAAGCCCCGCGACCGCAAGCUGCGGCUGCUCGUGGCCGCGACGGGCCCCCGAGACACCUCAUGGGCGAGCGCCCUCGUCGUCCGUCUCUCCAAGAACCCCGGCAUUGAGAUGCGCGCCAUCGUCGACGACGUCAUCCCCCGCCUCAGCCAGACCAUCAUCGUCAUGCAGAACCGACCCAUGGUCGCCCCCCUCGUCGCCGGCGCCGGCACCGACGCGGAAUCGAGAUCAGAAAUGGACGACAUCGAAUUCUACCGUCAACAGGCUUUCGGCUUGGUCGAGUGGGCCGACCUCAUGGUCCUCGUGCCCAUCGAUGCCGACAACCUCGCCAAGAUGAUGGCUGGCAUCGCCGACACCCUGCUCCUCGAGGUCCUGCGCGGCUGGGACUCGGCCAAGAAGAUCCUGCUCGUGCCCGGCAUGAGCACCCACAUGUGGGAGAACCCCGUCACAAAACGCCAGAUGAGCAAGAUCCACCGCAAGUGGCAUUGGCUGCGGCCCAUGCCGCCCAUCCUUUGGCACUACGACGACAACCCCAAGACCCCGAAGCGCAUCGUCAACUGGUCCGCCUUCAACGACAUCCUCAGCAUCAUCAAAAACCAGGCCGACCUUAUGGGUCUCGGCCGUGACGUGGACGUCGUCUCGCACCUCUCCGGCACCCUCACGGCCUCCCCCAAUCGCCCCAUCCACUCCAAGCUACCCCCCGAAAUCUGGACCAUCAUCCUCGACUUUACGCAGGACUGGGAGCUCGCCCAGGCCCUCGGCGUCUACACCAAUGCCGUCAUGCCGCACCCCUGGGCCCUGACGCCCAAAGACCCCCGUGACCCCAUCCAGGUCUACGCCCACGAGCUCGAGUGGCUCGUCCUGACCUGCAACAGCCCCGCCAUCUGCAAGAAGCUGCUGCAGUCGCCCCCCGCCCUCCACGACCUGCCGGCCCUCGUCAUCAAGCUCAUCAUCCGCUUCUCCCUCAUCGACGUCCUCGCCUGGAUGGAGGCGAACCGCCCCGACCUCUUCAAGGCCUUUGACGGCAAGGUCCUGCCGACCAAAGCCUCGGCCUACUACGGCCGCCCCGACGUGCUCGACUACUGGAAGCAGUCGCACUUUUUCCACCACGGCGCCGCCCGCGCCCCCCGCACCGAUGCCUCGGACCUCUACGACGCCGAAGCGCUGGACGGCGCCUCUAAGAACGGCUUCGUCCGCGUCCUCGACUGGUGGUGGCGCCGCUCGGGUCUGCCCCUCGUCUUCACCGAGGCCGCCCUCGAGCAGGCAUCCGGCAAGGGCCACCUGCUCGUGCUCGAGUGGUGGCGCGACGCCGCCGCCCAGGACGACCGCAUCGUGCUGCGGCCCGGCAAGUCGCUCCUCUGGGCGGCGCAGCACGGCCAGGCCGCCGUCCUCCGCUGGUGGGUCGCGUCCGGCAUCCCCGUCGCCCACGGCGACAGCGUCGCCAAGAUGGCGAGCCGCUGGGGCCAGGUCGACGUCCUCGAGCUCUGGCGCCAGCUCAAGGGGGACGAUAAGCUCGUCUUUGACGCCGAGGUCCUCAUCCAGCCCACCAUCCACCAGCACGUCGACGUGCUCGAGUGGUGGCGCCGCUUCGCCCACGGCGAGCUCGACGCCAUGGACGGCCGCCGCCACCGCGUCGAGUACCGCACCUGCGACAUUGAGGAGGCCCUCGAGGACAGCAUUGGCGACCAGGAAAAGGUUCGCCGCUGGUGGGCGCGCGUCGGUCUCAACCUCGGCCUGCGGAAUAUUGAGUGGAUGAGGACAAAGUGUCUCUGA
Messenger RNA from Verticillium alfalfae VaMs.102, 1821 nucleotides. RefSeq names its product phosphopantothenoylcysteine decarboxylase. The coding region runs from base 1 to 1821 and encodes 606 amino acids. NCBI's taxonomy places the organism in Eukaryota, Fungi, Ascomycota, Sordariomycetes, Glomerellales, Plectosphaerellaceae. The transcript has a single exon. Gene Ontology annotation, cellular component: phosphopantothenoylcysteine decarboxylase complex. Gene Ontology annotation, molecular function: FMN binding; phosphopantothenoylcysteine decarboxylase activity. The record is from RefSeq and is a predicted model, not a curated record. Gene Ontology annotation, biological process: coenzyme A biosynthetic process.